Molecule: messenger RNA, 393 nt
Organism: Penaeus vannamei (Pacific white shrimp)
Lineage: Eukaryota; Metazoa; Arthropoda; Malacostraca; Decapoda; Penaeidae
Source: RefSeq, a predicted model, not a curated record
AUGCCGAGAACAAGAGAUAUCCAGAGACCGAAAGCCCGGAACAUGAGAUACCCAAAGACUGGAAGACCGAGACAGAAGAGGAAAAGAUACCCAGAGACCGAAAGCCCGGGGCAGGAGAGUUCUAUACCCAGAGACCGAAAGUCCGGGGCAGGAGAGUUCUAUACCCAGAGACCGAAAGACCCCGACCGAAGAGAUACCCAGAGACCGAAAGACCCCGACCGAAGAGAUACCAAGAGACCGAAAGACCCCGACCGAAGAGAUACCAAGAGACCGAAAGACCCCGACCGAAGACCCAGAGACCGAAGACCCCGACCGAAGGGAUACCCAGAGACCGAGAGACCGAGGGAGCCCCCGGCGUCGGGACCGCGCGAGGAAUGGCCCCCUCGCGCAUAA